GUGGAUGAAGUAGCAGCCGCAGAGAAGAAGAAGACAGAGGACGCCGAGAAGGCAUGUCUGUUGGCAAUCGAACAGUAGCGCCAGCAAGACGAGGCAGUAGCAAAGGCUGCCGAUGAAGAACGAAAUCAACGACGCGAGAAGAUAUUCAACGAAGAGCGAACCUUACUCACAAUGGCAGCAUACUGGCGGGCCGAGGUCGAGAAUGGUAAGAUGGAAGAGAGUGAAAGCAAGAUCGCUCUACUCCUCUCCCAUUUCACGGAUCUCCUGGCAACAUGCAUUGCACCACAGCCUCGACGACGCGGUUCAGACGCACAAACAGGCGUUUGAUCAAGUCAACAGCCGCCUUCAGCAGUUGGAGCAACAACCUGUCACCGCCCCCGUUGCCAGCUCCUCCAAUACCUCUGAUCGCCUCAAUGCAUUGGAGAUCGAUGUCGGAGCCCUCAAGGACGGCGCGCAGCUACAGCAAACCGCCACACAACAACUGAAGCAGCGGACCUGUGCUGCCGCUGCCAACCCGAGUUCGGCACCGCACGAGACAACUCCAAAGUUCGAUGGUAAGGAGAUCUUCUGCGAUUCAACGAAGAUGGACCCGAUUCCAUGGUUCCGCAAGUUUAAGCUCAAGUUGCGGCUACAUCACGUCAGCGAGGACAAGAAACACGCGUGCUUAUACUCUCGGUCGGGGGGCGCGUGCCAAGCAUGGUUGGACAAUCUCUUGUCCAAGUACGGGGUGGUAGCUGCCGACUUGUACACCAAGAUCAGCUGGGAUGAUCUAAAGGCGACGUGGCAUAAGCGGUUCCAAGCAGAGCCCCUGGAGAUAAAGGCAAUGGACAAGUUGCUGACCUUCGAACAAGGCACGCUGCCGAGUGUUGACUGGAUUGCCGAAUACCAACGCUUGACAUCUGUCCCAUAUAUUCAAAUGGGCUUCAAGGCCUUCAAACACUACUUCAUCACGAGGUCGUGUCCGGUGUUGGGCAACGCCUUGACUCACGUCGAGGACACCCUGACGACAACGGCGGAGCUUUUUGACAAGGUCGCGCAGAUCAUUGUCACGAACAAGGAGGCCAAGAACCUCAACUGUUCGUCUGCGACAGGCCCGAGCAGAGAUCAGCAUCGGCCGAAAGUGGCCGUGGUCGCCCCGACAAAGACCGAGGACGCGGCAAGACGAAGACAAACAUAGCAUCUAUCCACGGGCCCCGCGCAACAGCUCCAGCCCCAUGGU
Molecule: messenger RNA, 1219 nt
Organism: Chara braunii
Lineage: Eukaryota; Viridiplantae; Streptophyta; Charophyceae; Charales; Characeae
Source: the annotation of a GenBank genome assembly